AUGGCUACACAAGGGGGCGACUAUCUCAUCGUUGAAGAUCACAUCAUUCCUCAGGGAGUGGUCCUGGCUGUGUUGGCUCCUUUCGUCUUCAUUCUCAACUUCCCGCCACUGAUAUGGCAUCUUCGCAAUCGCAACACGGCGGCUGUCUGUAUGGUCUUUUGGAUCAUGCUGAUGAACUUGAUCAGUGUCAUCAAUGUCAUCAUCUGGCCUUACCUCGACAUGCGCCACAUGUAUGAUGGGCAGGGUCUGUGUGAUGUUGAGAUCAAGCUACUCGGUGCUCGUACUACUGGUAUCAACGCUGCGAUACUAUGUCUGCUGCGUGCUCUGUCUGUUGUGCUCAACACUGAGAAGAGCUUCUUGGGCCCUUCCAAAGCGCGAAAGAGGUGGAACAGAGCAGUCGAGAUGGCUUGGUGUGUUGGUCUUCCUCUCUUCACCAUGAUUCUGCAGUACAUUGUCCAGUUGAAUCGGUACGCUCUGAUCGGCGUCUCAGGCUGUCAGCUCAUGAGCCUGAAAGGCUGGACGAGUUUCUUCCUUCUCUGGACCCCUCCCAUAAUCACCAACAUCAUCGCUGUCUACUACGCUGUCUUGGUAAUCAUCCGCCUCCACAAAUACCGCUCUUCCUUCAACAGCAUCCUCGCCAGCAGCAAUACAACCCGUUCCCGCUUCCUCCGCCUCUUCUCCAUCUCCAUGAUCCUCAUCCUCGGCAUAACCCCAGUCCAGAUCUACAUAAUCUUCACCCAAUACCCACGCGGCGAAACCUACCCUUUUUCCUUUUCCGCCCUCCACGACCCUCAGACUUGGAAUGUCAUUGUGGGUAUACCGUCAGCGGUUAUCUACGACAGGUGGAUUAAUUUGGUGUGUGGGUUUUUGGUCUUUUUCGCUUUUGGACUGGGGAAAGAUGCAAAGGGUGUUUAUAGGGAGUGGCUUGUCAAGAUGGGGUUGGGGAGGNGGUUUUCGGUGUUGUUGGUUGAGAGUGAAGGGGUUUCGCAACGGGGGCAGCUGUCUACGAAUAACAGCAAGAUGCCUUUGCGUAGAAAGAGCUCUUGGAUGAAGAAUGAGAGUUCUCAAGCUUCAUGCUCCAGAGUCUCGACGUCGCCCCGGAAGCCUGACUUCAACGACUUGGAUACCGCUAGCCCCUCAUCACCUAUCCGUCCCAUGACAGCCUUUUUCCGUCGCUUCGAUCCAAGACGUAAGAUAGAGCAACCAGGUACAAAGUACGAACUCCCCCUCUUCCAACACCGACGUCAGAACAGCGAUGGAGAGGACAGAGGUGUGCUAGUCAGCAAAGAAGUCAAGAGGGAGAGUUUUGUCGUUUGACAGCACGAUGAUGACGGGGAAAUCAUCUAGCCUGAGCACGACGGGAGAUUAACAAGCGAAGAAACUACAUUGACAGCACAAUAAUGGGACUUGCAUAUAACACGGCGUCUAGGCGGUAUACAUCAAUUUACACUCCAC
This is a messenger RNA of Aureobasidium subglaciale EXF-2481, 1455 nucleotides long. RefSeq lists its product as uncharacterized. Gene Ontology annotation, cellular component: membrane. Gene Ontology annotation, biological process: G protein-coupled receptor signaling pathway. Bases 1 to 1317 code for a protein of 438 amino acids. Gene Ontology annotation, molecular function: mating-type factor pheromone receptor activity. The record is from RefSeq and is a predicted model, not a curated record. The transcript has 3 exons. Lineage: Eukaryota; Fungi; Ascomycota; Dothideomycetes; Dothideales; Saccotheciaceae.